GCGUAUCGAGAUCAUAGUCGGAAUUGGGGUGAUUCUGCUGCUCUGCCAUGAUCUGAUGGUUUCAAAGUGUGAAUAUUUUUAAUUUGAUGGUGUUCGGCCUUUUGGUGAUGUGAUAUGUUUGGUGGAUUGCGACGAAGGCCAUUUAUUAAUUGGAGCUCGCUGUUUGGUUCUUCGAUGAUACGGGGUUCGUCCGUCGACAACUUGUAGCCGAGGCUUGCUAGCCGUCGAUCAUUUAGUCUCCUCCCGGAUUCUUAGUUUCUUCGACGGAAGAGUCCGAAUAUCUUCAGAAUUUGGAUGGUGGCACGCGUUUGGGUACUAGAAGUCAAGGUAUUUCACUCAGCUUGAUCGGAAUGUUGUCCAUCAUCUUCAGAUCGAAUCUUCUCCGUCAUUGGACCACUCAACUCACAUUUCCUCCAGUUGAGCCACUCUUUCCACACAUAAUCCAUCGUCAUGCUUGAUUUAAAAAACAAAGUCGCUCUUGUCAUUGGCCUUGGCCAAUCUGGCAGCGAAGGCUGGGGCAUAGGAGCCGCAUGCGCAGUGCUCUUCGCACGACAAGGCGCAAUAAUCUUCGGCGGGAAUCGCACCAUCGAAUCCACUUCCAAAACGCAACAGACAAUCCACGACGAAGGCGGCAUCUGCGAUGUCGUCGCCACCGAUGCUACAGAUUCAGAUUCCGUAAAAGCUCUCGUGGACGCAUGCAUUGCGAAACACGGCCGCAUCGACAUUCUGCUCACCAACGUCGGACAGUCGCAGCCGGGCUGUCCGGCAACCAUGGCCGAAUCAAUAUGGGACGCGCAGAUGGAUAUCAAUCUCAAGAGCGUCUACCUCGCAUGCCACCACGUGCUUCCGAUCAUGGAAAAGCAGAGCGGCGGCGGCGCUAUUGUCUGUGUUUCCAGCAUCGCUGGUAUGCGAUAUCUCGGAAAACCACAGAUCGCGUACAACACUGCCAAAGCUGCGAUCAUGCAGUUCGUGAAAGCUACGGCUGUCAUGUAUGCGGAGAAGGGGGUGCGGCUGAAUACGGUGGUGCCGGGCCUGAUGGACACGCCGUAUACGAAGAGCUUGGCUGAUAGGUAUGGGAGGAAUUACGAGGAGUUCAAGGAUUCGAGAAAUGGACAGGUGCCGAUGGGAAUAAUGGGCGAUGCAUGGGAUGUUGCUAAUGCUGCGUUGUUUCUUGUUUCUGAUGAGGCAAGGUAUAUAACGGGGCAGAAGGUUGUGGUGGAUGGGGGCAUCACUGGUAGUACUGGGAGAGCAUGAAGCCGAUUAGAAUAUAGCAACAUGCAAACUCUUAUCGUACUUAACAAAUUCGUCAUUAUGUCUCCUUGAUUUGCCUGAAUCCCUCUUAAUCCUCAGGUUUAGUGUCAUAGAAUUCCGUCAAAAUCGAAGACACGAGAUCUUAUCACGAGAGCGAGCGAAGUCGAUAUGUUGCAAUAACAAAAAUAAAAGGAC
This is a messenger RNA of Aaosphaeria arxii CBS 175.79, 1446 nucleotides long. Its product is annotated as NAD(P)-binding protein. The coding region runs from base 451 to 1254 and encodes 267 amino acids. The transcript has a single exon. The record is from RefSeq and is a predicted model, not a curated record. Gene Ontology annotation, molecular function: oxidoreductase activity, acting on the CH-OH group of donors, NAD or NADP as acceptor. Lineage: Eukaryota; Fungi; Ascomycota; Dothideomycetes; Pleosporales.